UUUCACAGCCGUCUUUACUAUUACCAUUAUUAAUAUUAUCAGAACUAUUAUCUCAGCUAUUAUUACCAACCAUGCAAACACAAAGAUGUGCCUCGAGAACAAGAAUCAUCUUUCUUUUUUAGCCCCUUAAUGAAACAUUCAUUCAUUCAUCGCCUUGUGAGCUGUGAAACUUUCAAUAAUGACUCUCUUUUUAGCCUCAUUAUAGCCCCUUUUGUUGUUAAUUAAUUACCCUUUUAAAGUUUAAACCUUUCCCGUUAAUCCCCUUUUGCAGAGCAAAAGCUCAAUAUCAUUCAGAGCAUUUAUGCACUGUACAACUUCUCUUUUUAUCUUUUGUGGUUCUGGGUCGUAAUUAUCCUUGUCAGAGACCCUAAUUACUGCUUCUACCCCAUACUUUUUUGUAUACCAUUUUUUCACACCUACCAUCAUUUGUUUGCCGCUUCUUGUUUUUCUCUUUCACUUACCAUUAAAGCUCUGCUGUGUGUGUGCUUGUGAGCUCCCAUUGUAAUUACUAGCUUUCGCAGUAAUAGUAGCUAGCAGCAUUUCUACUGUUGCUAAACUCUGAAAUCUCCUCUGUCUUUUCUUUAUUUGUGGGCUGAGUUCUUGUGAUUCAACAACUGGGUUUUGGUUAGCAAUGGCAGCUCCCUCUGGUUGUUCUGCAUCAGUACCUUCACUGCCACCACCGUGCCCAAAGUCGCCUCCACAGUAUCCAGAUUUGUAUGGGAAGCGCAGAGAAACAGCCAGGGUUCAGAUGCUUGAGAGGGAGAUUGGUUUUCUUGAGGAGGAACUUAAAUCUGUUGAACGCCUUCAACCUUCUUCAAGAUGCUGCAAAGAGGUAGCUGAUUUUGUGGCUGCAAACCCAGAUCCAUUAAUACCCACGAACCGAAAGAAACGCCGGUCAUGUCGCUUCUGGAAAUGGCUUUGCCGAAUGCCCUGUUUUAGCUGUUCAUGGAUUUGCUGUUGCUGCUGCAAUCGGUGCUCUCUUCACCUAGAAAUGCCACGCUGCUGUGACUGCGGUCAGUGUAACUGUAAUCCGUGUGCCUGCUGCUGUCCGCUUCCAAAGUGGCGAUGUGGCUGCUCAUGUCCUGGGUCCAGCUGUCUAUGUCCCUGGUCCAGCUGCUCAUGUCCCAGGUCCAGCUGCUCAUGUCCCCGGUCCAGCUGCUGCAAAAAUAUUUCCUGCAGCAAAAUUGUUGCAUUUUUCCGUCGUGUUCAUGUCCUGAUUGUUCUUGUAGCAAUUGUUUCAAAUGGAAAUGCUCUUGUCCUAAAUGUCCAAAGUUACGGCCUUGCUGCUGUUGUAGAAUAUCCUGUUGUUGUAACCCCUGCAGUACAUGUUUGUAGUAUUGAUGCUUGACGUUUAUGGAAGCUUUGUUCCUCAACAUGGUUUUUCAAUUUAAUUAGUCUAAAUUUUGCAGAUAGUGAGGGCUCUGAAAAAAAUUGUGAGCUAUGAAGUAAGUUUUAUAGUAUUGGCCUCUGCAUUGUUGGUUCCC
Prunus mume (Japanese apricot) is the source of this 1484-nucleotide messenger RNA. RefSeq names its product guanine nucleotide-binding protein subunit gamma (gene AGG3). The record is from RefSeq and is a predicted model, not a curated record. NCBI's taxonomy places the organism in Eukaryota, Viridiplantae, Streptophyta, Magnoliopsida, Rosales, Rosaceae.